Messenger RNA from Rhea pennata, 683 nucleotides. RefSeq names its product mitochondrial contact site and cristae organizing system subunit 13 (gene MICOS13). The transcript has 4 exons. NCBI's taxonomy places the organism in Eukaryota, Metazoa, Chordata, Aves, Rheiformes, Rheidae. Gene Ontology annotation, cellular component: MICOS complex; mitochondrial crista junction. Bases 227 to 562 code for a protein of 111 amino acids. Gene Ontology annotation, biological process: cristae formation. The record is from RefSeq and is a predicted model, not a curated record.
CCCUCCUGGUCUGAGGAGGCAGGACGGAAGGGAGCGCAACUAAGUGCUCCUCUUUAACCGUCCUCUGCACUAGAGCUGCGUCCUCUGUCGCAGAGGGAGACAGAUGCCGGGCGAGAAAGACCACCACCCGCCUCGGUAACGAUGCCGUGCCCACCUGGCCACGUGACCGAUUCCCGAAGGCCUCUGCGGCGCGCAGCGGCGAGCGCGCGCUGCCCUUGGAGGAGUGAUGGCCGCCAGGCUGCUUCCCAUCGUCAAGUUUGUCAUCAAAGGAAGCCUGGCUGGAGCUGCUGUAUACAUGGCAUAUGAUCAGGGGCUGCUGGGCAAUGGCACACAGGGUGCUGAAGCCCUCAAAAAAGCUCAGGAAUCACUUCCUCCAGCUAUUCAAGAAUGGACAAAUUACAUAGGCUGGGAGCUUCCACCCACUCCAAAAUUUGACUUUUCUCCCUCUGACUCCUGGAAUAAAGGAGUGCAGACAAUCAUGUCUGCCUUAUCCAUGGCUCCCACCAGGGCCUGUGAAUACACUGUGGAAGGCUGGAAGUACGUGAAGGAACUUGUCAAAUGAACACAUUCUCCAGGGUUCACGGUUGUCUCCAUGUUAUCUUGUCUUUGGGAUGCUGCAUAGUCCAUCCCUCUAAAGGGCAGCUCAGCCAUGCAAGGGCUAUAAUAAAAGAUGUUGGAACUUC